Messenger RNA from Malania oleifera, 390 nucleotides. RefSeq lists its product as uncharacterized. The transcript is spliced from 2 exons. Lineage: Eukaryota; Viridiplantae; Streptophyta; Magnoliopsida; Santalales; Ximeniaceae. The record is from RefSeq and is a predicted model, not a curated record. The coding region runs from base 1 to 390 and encodes 129 amino acids.
AUGGGGUACGACAAAGGCAAUGAGGGUUGGUACUUUAAGAUUUGUAGACCUCAACGUGCUCUAGCAACCCCAACAGCAGCUCCUCCUCCUCGUACACAUGAUCAGGGAUCUUCACAAGUGCGAUACGGGAUUCAGAGUAUCAAGGAGAAAGUCAACUCACUUGAUCAACGCAUAACUCGGAUUGAGGAACAUCAAGAAAAAUCUUCUAGGGGUGUUGAUCCCAUGGACAUCAACUCAGCUCCUCGUAGUGAAGAUGAUAGUUCUGAAAAAGAAAUUGAGGACGAAGAAGAAGAAUCUGAGGAAGAAGAAUCUGAGGAAGAAGAAGGUCAAGAAGAAAGUCAAGAAGACGAAGAAAAAUAUGAAGAUGAAGAAACUAGAGUAGGUGACUAG